Galleria mellonella (greater wax moth) is the source of this 3982-nucleotide messenger RNA. RefSeq lists its product as uncharacterized. Gene Ontology annotation, molecular function: chitin binding. The transcript has 3 exons. The record is from RefSeq and is a predicted model, not a curated record. Gene Ontology annotation, cellular component: extracellular region. NCBI's taxonomy places the organism in Eukaryota, Metazoa, Arthropoda, Insecta, Lepidoptera, Pyralidae. The coding region runs from base 138 to 3836 and encodes 1232 amino acids.
CGUUCACUCACAAUGCUCACAACCGGUAAUAUCUUAAUUUGUUCUUUUUAAUUUAUGUGACAAAGUAAUUUGUAUGCAGUGCAAACACUUGUGAUAAUUAGAAAGUUUAAACCGAAUUGGACUUAUGGACAUUUGAAAUGUGGAGCUUUUUUGUUAUUUUGGUCUUUGGCUGUUCUUGGGUAGAAGGUCAGAAUGGCAGAGAAGAACAUAAUCACGAACACCAUGGGAAUGGUUGGGACAUAAGAUUAGCAGUGCCGGGUGAACCUGGCUCCGACUAUCCCAUUCUGGGCACCAUUCCCAAAACAUCCUUCUCGUGUGCUGGAAGAGAACCAGGAUACUAUGCUGAUUUGGAAACAAAUUGCCAAGUAUUCAGAAUUUGCACUGUGGGUUCUACUUACGGCUUUCAAUCGUUUCUUUGUCCCAAUGGAACACUCUUCAAUCAAGCUGUAUUCGUUUGUGACUGGUGGAUGAAUGUCAACUGUGAGAAAUCAGAAGAACUAUUUAACAACAAUAAUGAAAGAUUCGGCAAUUUAAGAUUGGGACCACAACUUAUGAAAGAUGUAAAAAAAAUGCUGAUGCAUCCUAUGAGGAAUCCUUAUGAUAAAACAACAAUGAAGAGUAAUCUUGUUGUUAUGCAGACAUACAAACCUCCGUUUGGCCAAAUGUAUCCAAAUGCCGCAUUAUUAGCUUAUACAGACCGAACUCCUAAAAAUGUGUAUCUACCACCACAGCAAUUACAAAGUCCAAUUCAAAACGGUGACAAUAAUGAUAUUUCAUUUUCUGCAUCAACACCUCAACCACUAUAUUUACCAGCCUCUUUUAAUGCUGCACAAAAUACACCUCAAGGAGAAGCAGAAGUCUUUCAAAGACAAAAAGAGCAAAGAACACAUCAUAAUCAAUUUAAAAAUAUUAUAACCAGCAGCCAAUCUGAUCGUUUUGCACAGAACAGUAACGCAUUAAAUUCAAACAAUAAUAAUUAUUCCCAAAUAACACGACCCAUUCAAAGGAACAAUGUUCUAGUAAAUGCUCAAUAUGGGCAAAAACAAGAAAUAAAUACUAACCCUACUUUUGUUAUACCAAAUCAAACAAACAAUCCGAAAGGACAGGUUAGUCUACAGAAUUCACAAUAUGACAAUAAUUUUAAAUUCACUCAAUUUAAUACUGGGAAGCAACAACAAUACUCUUCUAAUCAAGAUAAUGAAGCAUAUAUAUACAAUACACCCACUCCAAGAUUCAAUGAAAUCACUAAACAUGAAGAAGCAAAACAAAAUUUGGUAAGUACAAAAGGUGACACAAUUCCACCUACUAUAAUAACAAGAACACUAACUUUUAGUAGACUUGUAAAUGAACCAAAACCAGGAAAACCAAAAUCACGUGUGACUGUCAAAACAUGGAUUGUUAAACCGAAACCAAAAUCGGCUAAAGUAAUCCAAGCCACCUCAACUUCUUACACAUACGACAGACCUACACGAGCCCCCACUGAAACAUUAACCGACCCAAUUACACCUUAUAUAUAUAGAAAGCCUGUAUCUACAUUUUCACAGUCACAAGUUAUUUUAGAAACAGAAAAACCAUAUAUUUAUAGUAGGCCAACUAUUGCCGCUAAACAGAAAAUUACACCUGAUGUAACACCUUAUCCUUUUCCAACUGUAGAAAGUCAAGUAACUGUAAAACAAACAUCUCCAUUACCAACAAAGGCCUCUCGCCUAUAUUUAGUUCCCACCACUUUUAAACCAGCGGCGAAAUUAUAUUUACCGCCACUUGAAAACGAAUCUCCAAGUCCUAUUAUAUUAUCUCGACAAUAUCUCUCUCCUAAUUCUAUGCCACAACCCACAUACUAUUCUGGACAGUUGCGAGUAGCUCCUACUAGCGCACCAGUACCUACGUAUACAAUUCCUACUACAGUAACAACAAAUGAACCGCCAUUUUCAAUUAUGAAACGACCUCGUGUUAAUAAUAAUCAAAACAACCUAACAUUUACUGAUAUAUUAACCAAAGAAAAAUUAGAUAUUACGGUGAAUGAUAUAGUAAAAGAUACAAGUAAAUUUUUAAGUACCGCACCUUCUGGACAAUAUGGUCAAUAUAAACAAGAAAUUGCGCAAUCUAACUAUCCUGAAGAUAAUUAUUUACCACCUCAUGAAAGCAUUGAAAGUGUUGAAAAUUUGACUUCACAAAUUCCUACUAUUGCACCUUCUAGCUCACGACUUGUUGUAAGCCCUUCUGUAGAUUUAGAACCUCCUGAAGAAUCUUAUGAUAUUAAACAAAGUAAUAAUGAACUUUCUAAUCUACCUUUUUUUAAAGAACCACCAUUCCGAACGAAUACAAUUGAAAGAACAGUUUCUUUAAAAAUUACUAUUCCGGAAAAAGUAGCCUCUUAUUUAUUUAGAAAACGUAAUGAAAGUGACUUUGAUAGAUUAGAAAUAUUAAAUACCGGGAGCAGUAAUUAUUUAGUAUUAACAAAUAAUCCGUUCACUAAAAGUAACAGUGGCAAUUUUAUCCCCAUAGGUAAACUAAUAGAAGAUAAAAAUUCAAGUAUUUCUAAUUCACAGGCACUAGUAUUUUCUCUUUUGGCUGACUCCAUCAACAUUGCUAAAGAAUAUAAUAAUGUUAUACAUGAAAACAUGUUACCUACACCGAAGAUAGCACAGUUCCAAAACGUCAACAGUGAACAAUUAGCGCAAAUCACGAAUACUAUAUCUCAACUUACAUCAUCACAGUAUUCUGGAAAUAAUUAUAACAAUAUAAACAAAGCAAAAAUUAUAUCUACACCACUAACGCCACCAAAUACAGGCUAUCAAUACAGAGAAUUGGCAGAGCAAGUCACAAAAAAUCAGCAACAAAUUCAAUCAAAUGAUUUUCUACCUUCGACUAUACCGACUCCACAACAGACAAAUCAAAACAUCUUUAUGACACAAUUUCAGAAUGGAAAGAGUAAUCUGAAUUCCAAUUAUCAGACACAUAUGUCUGAUCAAAAUCAAAUAUACAGUGGACAAUUAUAUCAACUUCCAGUACCAGAUGUGAUUGAUCAAAUAUACAAUAGGCAAAGUUUUAGCCAAAGUUCGGCUAAUAAUGCUCAAUCUCAGGUUAGCUCAAAUUUAAAUAAUAUUAACAAUGUGCGGUCAAGUAGCACGGAAAUUGAAACAGUAAAAUCGAAAACUAUGCCUGCAAGAUUACAACUACCUCCAUCGGAUGAGUCAAAUAACAUCCAUGAGAAUAUUAAUAAAUAUCUCAGCCCUGAUAAUACAAUAUCAGCGCAGAUACGAGACAAAAUUGUUGGUACUAUUGUCCAUCCGUUGGAAGAUAAUAAAUUAGUAAACUAUGAAAAAGAUCAAACGUAUAUCGUGUACAGUAAAGCAAAUAAUGUUAAUGGGCAAACUAAUUCGUUUUCUCUACAAACGAGUCCAGUGCAAAAUCAGCAAAGAGCUAGAUUAAUUCAAGGCACAAGCAUGCCUAAUCAAAUAUCAUUUCAAUUAAUCCCUUCUAUAGGAUAUCAAUUAGAAGACGAAAAAGAACAACAAAAAAUCUUAAAUGCUUUCCAAAUUAAUGAAUUUGGUAGCCCUAAAACGAAAACAGGUCAAAUUGUCAAAUCAAACACAAGACAAGAUAUUAUAGCAAGCGACAUAAAUUAUACGGUGGAUCAUACUUCCUCGACUAAUAACCAAAUUAACAGUCAAUAUAAUAAUAUCAACAGUUUAUAUGCUGGACCAUCCUCAUAUUCUGCACCUCAGUCAUCCAUAGGUAAUUUAAUACAAAGGCAAGAUAUUAAUUCUAGAUCAGAACUAAAUGAAAAUAAUGGUUAUUCUAGAAUAAUACCUGAACGUCCUUAUUUAGUAUAGAUUUUUAUUAUCUUAAGGGUAAUGAUAGUCAAGAUUUCAAUAUAAGAUUAGCAUUAUAAUUUAUAGGUACUUAGUUGUUAAUUAAAUUGCUGAUGUAAAUAAUAAUAAUUUUAUAGCUUUAAUUUUUAAACCAAAAUAUAUAUUUU